GCCCACACCGCUACUCUAAACCCUAAACCCUACUGCCCUUUGGAUUAGCUCUGGACUUCAUCUUCUACCAUCGGUUACAAGUUUUACUCUUUCCAUUUUUAGAUAUUCGAUUUUUUAAAUUAAGUUUGAAGUUCAUGUGGCAGAAUUAACUGAGGUUUGUAUCACUGGGGAGACUCUGAACCGAGCUUUGAAGUUGCAUUUCCAGAUCUCCGACAAUGGAGGCCACUCAGCUAGGUGCAAAUCAAGCUUCUCUAGGAUUGAGUUAUAGGGAUAGUAGAUUGGUCCACGUGAAAAGGCUGCAGGGUUUUCGUCCUUUAUCUCAGAGACAUCAAGUCCCAACCUUUGAUGGGAUUUUUCAACCACGCCGAGCAGGUGCUGCCGCAGGCAGUCGUUUAUCUGUUCAACAUAGAGAUUCGUUUUUUGGUCUGGUGACUCAUCAGAAGAGUUCCAAUCUUUUCUGGGUUAAUAGUCAGUUUAAUCCGGAUCGAGGUGUUGAAUCUCCAUAUGCUAAAUCUGAUGAAGAUAAUGAGACUUGUAGUUCAGCGGAGAAACUCCCAGGGGUGAAGGGAGUACAAGACAGUGAAUCACGACCUGCGGAUGUAAAGCGAGAGGUUGUUAUGCUUUCACUUCCUGCCAUUGCUGGACAGGCUAUUGAUCCUUUGGCACAGCUCAUGGAGACGGCAUACAUUGGAAGACUUGGAUCUGUGGAGUUGGGCUCUGCUGGUGUUUCCAUGUCAAUCUUCAAUAUCAUAUCGAAGCUCUUCAACAUUCCUCUCCUCAGUGUCGCCACUUCCUUUGUCGCCAAGGAUAUUUCAAAGGCUGCCAUUGAAAAUUUGGCAUCAGGACCAGUUGAAAGGAAGCAAUUAUCUUCAGUGUCGACGGCUUUGCUGUUAGCCGUUGGAAUUGGCAUGUUCGAGGCUCUGGCUUUAUCUUUGGCAUCUGGACCUUUUUUAAGGUUAAUGGGUGUACAGUCUACGUCUGAGAUGUUUGUACCUGCACGCCAGUUUCUUAUGCUCAGGGCACUUGGUGCUCCUGCUUUUGUAAUUUCUUUGGCUCUUCAAGGCGUUUUCCGCGGAUUCAAAGAUACAAAAACUCCCGUUUACUGUCUUGGUGUCGGCAAUUUCCUGGCUGUAUUUCUGUUCCCUUUGUUUAUUUACCAGUUCCAGAUGGGCAUAGCUGGAGCAGCGAUCUCAACUGUCAUUUCUCAGUACACUGUUGCUGUUCUAAUGAUGUGGUCUCUAAACAAGAGAGUUAUAUUGCUUCCCCCUAAAAUGGGCUCAUUGAAGUUCGGAGACUACAUUAAGUCAGGUGGUUUUGUUCUUGGAAGGACUCUAUCUGUACUCAUGACCAUGACUUUUGCCACAUCUAUGGCUGCUCGUCAAGGCACUGUCGCUAUGGCGGCACAUCAGAUAUGCAUGCAAGUAUGGUUGGCCGUGUCUUUGCUUACUGAUGCUCUAGCUGCAUCUGGGCAGGCCUUAAUUGCAAGUUCUGCAUCUAAAAGAGACUUCAAAAGUGUAAAGGAGGUUGCUGAUUUCGUUCUGAAGAUAGGACUGAUCACUGGUAUUUCACUGGCUAUCAUUUUGGGGCUGUCUUUCCGUUCUUUAGCUGGUUUGUUUUCCAAAGACCCUGAAGUUCUAAGGAUUGUCAGAACUGGUGUAUUGUUUGUCACUGCUACUCAACCCAUCACGGCUCUAGCGUUUAUCUUUGACGGUCUGCACUAUGGGAUGUCUGACUUUCCCUAUGCCGCUUGCUCUAUGAUGGUGAUUGGGGCAAUAUCUUCUGCGUUUUUGCUGUAUGCUCCUUCGACAUUUGGUCUUCACGGAGUUUGGUUUGGCUUGAGUUUAUUUAUGGGCUUACGUAUGAUGGCUGGAUUUGCCAGAUUGAUGUGGAGGAACGGGCCGUGGUGGUUCAUGCAUGCGGACCUUCAUACAGCCAAGCAACUUGCUCACUGAUGUCCUCUGCCUCUGGUGUGAUGCCCCCAACAUAAUCACUAAUCAUGAAUAUUAUGGAAAUAAGAGUUUUUUUUUUUUGUGGUUUGACGGCCGGCAACGAUCAGUUAUCAGAGGUGCUCCUGCAGUUCAUGGGAAUGGAACAAAGCAGGAGAACUGUGCAAGUCAGUGAGCGAAUUUCAAUCCAUAUUUUGAUAUGUAUAGGACAAAUCUUGAUUUCAUCCAAACAGGGGUAAAAAUCACGUGGAAAUGUAAAAAGGUUACCAUAUCGUAUGUGUAUAUACAGAAUCUAUGAACUUGACUUGAAAGUGGAAA
This is a messenger RNA of Tarenaya hassleriana, 2264 nucleotides long. Its product is annotated as protein DETOXIFICATION 45, chloroplastic. Gene Ontology annotation, cellular component: membrane; chloroplast. NCBI's taxonomy places the organism in Eukaryota, Viridiplantae, Streptophyta, Magnoliopsida, Brassicales, Cleomaceae. The coding region runs from base 216 to 1952 and encodes 578 amino acids. The transcript has 15 exons. Gene Ontology annotation, molecular function: antiporter activity; xenobiotic transmembrane transporter activity. The record is from RefSeq and is a predicted model, not a curated record. Gene Ontology annotation, biological process: transmembrane transport.